Molecule: messenger RNA, 1629 nt
Organism: Moneuplotes crassus
Lineage: Eukaryota; Ciliophora; Spirotrichea; Euplotida; Euplotidae
Source: the annotation of a GenBank genome assembly
CCUGAAAUCAGUAUAAUUUUUUGACUAAAUAGAAAUGUUUCAACUUGCAAAUUUGGGUACUAACUAUAAAAUUAUGGGAGAAGCAAGGUUUCUCCGGAUACAAGAGCCAUCUUACAGAUAUGAAAUGAGAAGUGCGAGUCAUUUAAAAGCAAAAUCAACUGUAGCUAAAUUCCUACAAGAGAGAGAAAUGGGGAGGCUCUCUCUACCAAGAAAUAUGAAUGAGAAGGCAGCUUCUUUGAUAUCAAAGAGAUUAAGCAUGAAUGGACCAGAUGUUGAACAUAUAGAGAACAGUAGUCUUGCUUCUCGCAGAGAAUUUGCUGUCAAGCCAGUUAUCACUAUUGAUUUUGAGUCUAUGAACAGGCGAGAUAAUGACAGUGAUUCAAAUGAGGCUCUCACUCCAAUGACGAAGAUAUCAAAAUAAGUUCUAUAAAAAUAAGAAUAGAAUAAAUCCUCUGAAUACUACAAAGUCAGUAAGGACUCUGAAAAAGCGGAUGUACAUUCACGAGAGCAAGAGACAGAUCAAAAAGGAACUUGAACGUUUUGAGGAAUAUUGGAACAAAACAAAUAAAAAUGGACCUACAGAAGAGAGGGAUGAGAACGACAAACCUGAGGGCUUCUGUCAACCAAAAGUUAAGCUGAUAAAACCUAAGAUGAACAUCAUUAAAGAGAAUCAGAAGAAAUAUGGAAAGUCUCCUCGAAAACCUAAGCUUCUUAAUGACUUAGUUAGGGACUUCAAGAGAGAUAAAACCAAGAAGAUAAAGAACAUCGUUAAAACCAACAAAAAGCCAUUAAGCUGGACAUCCAAGAUUCUGAAGAAAACACAAAGAAAUCUGACAGUACCUGCUUUGAAGAGUGACCAGUUAAGAACGAAUAAAAAAUGAAUCAAUACUGAAGUUCAACAUCUCAAAGUUCCGAUGGAGUCUCUCCAGAUACAGAGUGAGACUUAUACUGUUCCUCAUAGCCAGCUUCCAAGAGAAAGCUUAAUGACUCAAAAUUCGAUCAAGAAGUGGAGCAUCACUCCUAUGGGAUGCUUCAAAAAGACCCAUGAGGAUAGAAAUAUAGAAAUGGAUUUAGUCGAUAAGAAGAGAGCAGCCACUCAGAGGAAUAGUAUAGAGCGAUUACCCACUAAACUCAACCUUGAUGAAAGGGAUGAUGUGACUAAUAACCAAAACUUAUCAAAAACUAUUUUAAGUUAUGAGAUGGCAGCAAAGAAUAGAAAUCAAAACCGUUCAUGAAGCCUUAGCCAGCUUAGUAACAGAAAUAAGAUGUUCAGAAAUAUUUCAGCAAAUAUUGAGAAAAUAAAAUUUGAAUGAAUGCUACAUCAAUAUGAAGCAAAUAAAGAAUACAAACAGAUAUCUGCUGCUCGAUCAGCUUUGGAGUCAGGAAAAGAUUGGGACAUCAACAAGAUGCCUAAAAAAAAGCCCCGUAAACAAAUCCAAAAAGACGAUGAAAUAAUCUGGGACCUCAUAGCCACCCCUGACAAAUACGGCACUGGCGACGCUAAAACCAACAAAAUCUUCCUAAAAAACCGCAUUAUCACAAAAUACAACAAAACCUUCAACCUCACCAAAAAAUCCCGCAUGCAUCAAAAAUCCCUGAACAUAAAAUUCUAGUACAAACUUUUCAAUA